Diaporthe batatas is the source of this 2551-nucleotide messenger RNA. RefSeq lists its product as uncharacterized. Bases 111 to 2294 code for a protein of 727 amino acids. The record is from RefSeq and is a predicted model, not a curated record. The transcript has 4 exons. Gene Ontology annotation, cellular component: cytoplasm. NCBI's taxonomy places the organism in Eukaryota, Fungi, Ascomycota, Sordariomycetes, Diaporthales, Diaporthaceae.
GCGCUUUUACUGUCCAUAAGAAUAUUCUACAGUGCAUCGUUGAGCAGAUACAUUCCAUUCUAUCGUAUUAGCCAUCUUAGAUCUUCCUUCACUGAAUCACCACAGCGACAAUGUUCACUUUCGAUAAUGUCAGCGACGGUGAGGUCGUGCACCAGCGUUGUGUGCUUGUCACUGGAAAAUACGAGGCCAAUGACAAGAAACGUCAUGACUACGUACGAAUCGAGACGAAAGACGGUGCAGGUCGUGCUCUUUUCCCCGAGCAACGAUGGCCAAUGUGCCAGGGCUGGUUCAAGGCGAUGCUCAUCUUGACACCCGGAGAGAACCUCAUCAACAUCACAUCUGAUGACGAUUCACACAAGAAGAGAUUGCGGCUGCAAUAUAUUCCACUUCUCCAGACACCGCCCUUGCAUCUGGCCAUCCUGGUAGCUAAGGAUUCACCGCUGGCAAUUGACUGUCCACCGCGCAAAUACCAUGGCCUCUCAAAUGCUCAUUCUAGCCUUGAAGCAGCCAUCAGCAAGUUCCGGACCACAGCAUACAUGUGGCAGGCCCUGACAGCUGAAGAGUUGCGCAAGAACGGCCUGGGCCGGCGAUCGUUCCGCCUGGAGGAAGAAUGGGCAGCUGAUACUCUGAGCCAGUCCUUCACAAACGACAUGACAAUGCAGUCCACCGCCAAGAUCCACCUGAUCCGAGCAGACAAGACCGUUGCUGAGCUCCGGGAUGCACAGCUGGCCCAGCAGAACCCGAACGCGAGGCGCAGGGACGACCUGCACAAAAUCUUCAGCGAGGCGCUGCUGGCACACGGGGGCCCCUUUGCCUCCGAGGCAAAGCCUGUCGUCGCUGGCCUGAUACUGGACUCACACUACGAUACGGGGAGCAAUUUGAUCCUCGCCCACGCUGCCCUCGGCGCACACAAUCCCAACGGCCUAUCCCUGGGAAUCUUCGGCAGCCACCUGACCUAUUCCUGGCCUCGGUUCGUGGAGGAGAUCACAGACUGCCUGCUGGACGAGGGCGCGCCGGGAGAUCGGGUCGGAAACGACAAUGGCGAGUGCGUGUCCAUGUGGAGGUCCUGCGCCGUGGGCCAGGGGGCGUUCCUCCACGAGGUCGGCCACGCGUUCUCGGCACCGCACACGUCGGGCAUCAUGGCCAGGGGUUACUCAAAAGACUGGCCAAAGUGCUUCUUGGCCAAGACUGCGUACUGCGCGCGUGACAAGACCGAGGGUGUCGAGCCUGUAGUGACUGACACACCGAAUGACUGCCGGUGGGACGUCCGCGAUAUGCUCCGCUUCGCAAACCUGCAGCACUUCAGAAUGCCUUCGGACUCACCGCGGGAUAACAAGCCUCCCAGCUUCGAGGUCUGCGACGAUGAGGACUUCACUCGAAUUGUCAUCACCUGCCAAGCAGGCAUUGCGCAAGUUUUGCUUCAAGGAAAGGAGGAAGCCAGCCCCAGCCUCGCCAACCCUCAGACCUCGGUCAAGUACACAAUCGAUGAGCUCGAGUCCCGAUUCGACCUUCUCGAAGCGCUGGAGGUCGAAGUCCUGGGCAUGAACGGCAAGCACCAGAAGACCGACCUGUCCCGUCUCCUGUCAAGCAGGUCGUCGAUCCGCGUGCCAGGGACCACCGUCCGCCUGCACAAGCAGAGCAUCAGCAACGGCGAGCCGCAGAAGGACGACUGGCAGUGGGCAGUGAUGCUGAAGAAGCGCGGCCGCGGCGGCGAGCUCGUCCCCGCGAACAAGAUCGACCUCAGGGUCGGCUGUGGGCUCGACGGCGCCGUGGUCUACUACAAGGACGGCACGCAGAUCCCCUGUGGCCCGCGUGGAAGGAACGGGAAUGACCACGGCAUGGGCGGCCAUCAGGCCCGCAAGAUUGCGAUUCCCAAGGGCGUGGAUGUCGUCAAGGUCGCCGUGACCAAGGGUAGUAGCUGGGAUCUGCAGGGGCUGAGGAUGUGGCUUUCUAAUGGGAAGGCUAUGGGUGCCUUGAACCGCGGCCGAGGAAACGGCGUCGUCCAGACUCUUGUCCCGGGACCUAACCAGAAGAUCAUCGGGUUCUAUGGCACGAGUGGCCAAUAUGGCAUGUGUAAGGAGUUCGGAAUCGUCACUGGCCCAGCGGAUAACCAUAUCCCCGACACCGUCUAUGACAUGCCGGAGCUGCAGAACAACCCGGAUGGUGGCUCAGGACGGCCAUCCAAGCGACGACGCGUUGAUCCGAACCAGUCCGAUACUGAGGAUGACGGAACGGACACGUCUGAAGAUGAGGACACUGGCUAUGAUGACUCGGACCAGGAAGAUGAGGAGUGAGGUUCCCGUUGCUGCGCGUGUAGAUCUUGAUCUCCCUGUCCAAUCUCCUAUAGAACAUUCGCCACACAGUCAGCUGUAUCGGCGCCUGAAACCACUGGCAACCUUUGAGAGCUGGCAGUAGUACCGAGGAAAAUCUUCUAGCAUGUCUGAGGGAUACCAGAUUGCAAUAUGCACAAUUGUCUAAUCAAACCACUCCCUCGGUGCUGCGACCUCAUUGUAUCUAGACGCGUACAUAUUCAUACUGAACGAUAAACUAU